Orbilia oligospora ATCC 24927 is the source of this 1749-nucleotide messenger RNA. RefSeq lists its product as uncharacterized. Gene Ontology annotation, molecular function: SUMO ligase activity; zinc ion binding. The coding region runs from base 1 to 1749 and encodes 582 amino acids. The transcript has 7 exons. Gene Ontology annotation, biological process: protein sumoylation. The record is from RefSeq and is a predicted model, not a curated record. Lineage: Eukaryota; Fungi; Ascomycota; Orbiliomycetes; Orbiliales; Orbiliaceae.
AUGUCUAGUGACGAUAACCGCUGGGCCGGCCAACGGUCCGCUCUCAUCAAAUACGUCCAGUCCAAAUUAUUGGUUCGCCACCUUCAAACAAUCCUGAAAAAGCUGGCUUUACCUGUCUCUGGUUUAAAGGUAGCCCAGCAAGCGCGCCUUGUUGAACAAAUUGAAAAAGUCGUCGAUGCACGCAACGACGAAGGGUUGCAGCAACUUAAGCGGUUGAUCUACAACCCAGACACGCCCGAUGCUCAUGCGUCUCCAGGACCAUCGAAUGCUGCCUCUCCCCUAACACAGCUGCCUCCGAAGGCCCCCGCCUAUCCAUCACAUGGCUACAACAGCAGUCCUUCUGGCCUUUAUUCUCCUCUACACUCCCCCGUCCCACCGGCGAUGAGACCAGGUACGAGUUCAACUUCACCAACAUUCUCUCAACUCCAACUUUAUUAUCUGGAACCUAUGGCUAAAAGGAAACCUACUCUCGCGACAGCUUCUUCGCCUCAUCUGGCAUUCCACCCAAGUCCCUUCUACGAACCGGUCACAAACCUAACCUCUAUCCAUGGAUUGCAGUCCUUCGGUCCCACCAACACGUCUUCUAGAUGCAAUGUCAACAUACCACUCCAGCUGACCCAGCAGAAUGCGGACGAAAUUCGACGUGGACUUCGAGCUAUCCUCUAUUGUGCCGAAGGAUCGACUUCGGGGACUCAUCACGUCGCCUUUCCACAACAAAUCGAGAUCCGUGUCAACGGCAAACCAGUCUCCGCCAAUCUCAGAGGCUUGAAAAACAAGCCGGGAACCACGAGACCCCUUGAUGUCACCGAUCACCUUGACAGGGCCCCUGGGGCUAAGAAUAAUAUCAUGAUCACCUACGCAUUAUCCCAGAAGCGUUACAUCGCCAUCGUCAAAUUGGUUAAAAAGAGGUCACCGGAAGACCUCGUCAGUCAAAUCAAAGCUCGUCCCCACAUCUCGAAACAGGCCGUCCUAGAUCGACUCCAGAAAGAUAACGAGGACGACGAUCUCAUUGCCACCGCGGCCAUUAUGUCCUUGAAGUGCCCGGCUUCGACUUUACGCAUUGUUACACCGAUAAGAUCGCAGUUCUGCAAGCAUAACCAGUGUUACGAUGCUAUCUCAUUCCUUCAGCUCCAAGAACAAGCACCGACCUGGACUUGCCCUGUUUGUAGCAAGAAAAUCGAAUUCGCCGACCUGGCCAUCGAUAAUUAUGUGGAAGAAGUCCUCAAUUCGGUUUCAAGAGAUGUUGACGCCGUCGAGAUCGACCCUAUGGGACGAUGGACCGUCCCCGAACCUAAAGAACAGGAGCCACGGAUAAAACGUGACCGAGACUCCGAUGACGAUGACGACUCGGAGAAUGAUUUCUCCAUCCUAGACUCUGCUCCUCCGAGCUUCAGGUCCAACCAGAACGGGUUGCUAACGCCUUCGACCUCCCACGCCUACCAUAACCCGACUGUUCGACCUACCCACCUUUCAACACCGAAGAGUCUCUCUAGCGAACCACUCGCGAAUCCUUCGACUCGACCGAACGGAGGGAGCGGGACCAAGCGGCCCGCUCCCGUUACGAUUGAUCUCACUUUAAGUGACGACGACGACGUCCGCCCGCCGGCGCCUAAGAGGCAUCAAGCCUCUGCUACCCCAACCCCGUUAGCACUUCCGAAGCCUGUAGACAACCCCACUGGGGGGUCUAGGAAGAGAGCAAGAGUAGGAAAGGAGGAGGAGGAGGAGGAGGAGGAGGAGGGAGGGGGUUAG